Molecule: messenger RNA, 1354 nt
Organism: Drosophila montana
Lineage: Eukaryota; Metazoa; Arthropoda; Insecta; Diptera; Drosophilidae
Product: lactosylceramide 4-alpha-galactosyltransferase-like
Exons: 2
Coding region: 20-1159 (379 amino acids)
Biological process (GO): glycosphingolipid biosynthetic process
Molecular function (GO): alpha-1,4-N-acetylgalactosaminyltransferase activity
Source: RefSeq, a predicted model, not a curated record
UACAUCUCGCAGCAUCAAGAUGACAUUACAUUUGACGCUAUUUCCUCACAAGUUUCUUCAAAAGAUUCGAGUAAAAUUAAUUCUAGCGCUUUUUGGACUGCUUGUAGGCGGAACAAUUCUUAAUUACACAUACCAACGAGACGAAGGAAAGGCGAUGACAUAUUUCACAUGGAAGCAAGCAAAUCUACAAUCCAUUAGUACAAAUGUUCCCAGACCACUCAACGAUGUGUUGCUGACGGAACCUCAGCCAAAACCCGGACGCACCAUAUUUUUUAUCGAGACCACCCGCGUUAUCAGGCCAAAACCAGAGAUGAUAAACAACAUGUUACAGCUGACGGCGCGUCAGGCUUGCGCAAUUGAGUCAGCAGCGUUGCAUAAUCCCACUUUUGAGGUGUUUGUCCUGUUCGCUGGUCCCACCUAUCGUUACUACGAGAACAGCAGCCAGCACCAGCAGCCGAUCAUUGAUGCAAUUCUAAGCUAUACGAAUGUGAAGCUCCGUCAAUUGAAUCUUAAACGAUUUGCGACCGGUACACCUAUUGAGGAUUGGGUAAAAUAUGGAUAUCUGUUUAGCUCGAGCUUUUUGAUUAAUCACAUAUCUGAUCUGAUCCGGUUAAUAAGCCUCUAUCGCUUUGGUGGUAUCUAUUUGGACAUGGACGUGGUGGUAUUGCGCAGCAUGGAAGAUGUGCCCCUGAACUAUGCAGGCGCCGAGUCUAAUACUGACGUUGCCAAUGGCGUCUUAAGCAUGGCGCCAACUGGUUUUGGACAUGAGUUUGCUAAAUCUUGUCUACUUGACUUUCAGCAGCAUUUCGAUGGUGGUGCCUGGGGCACCAAUGGACCUGGUGUCAUCACACGCGUAGCAAAGAGGAUUUGCGGCACCGCGAAUAUAUCACUGAUGUUGGAGAAUCGCACACGUUGCCAGGGUUUCAAUGUGUUCAAUCGUACUGCGUUUUAUGCAAUUCCCCCUGGAGAUUCGCGCCACUUCUUUCAGCCGCAAUAUUUGGAACAGACGCUGGUACGCACGAAGGACUCGUACUUAGUGCAUAUGUGGAACCAGCUCUCCAAAGUAUUUCACAUAAAAGUCGGCACGCGAACUGCCUAUGGCAAGUAUGCAGAAAAAAAUUGCCCAAGGUCGUAUGCCGCAGCGGGUAAAUAUUUUUAGAGCGAUUUUUAAUAUCUGUUUGAGAGUGAUUUCUGAAAAUUUAAAGUGUGCUUUCCUCCAGCGAAAGGCAAAAGCUGAUCCAUAAAUAUUCCGUUUCUAUACAACCAUUACUAAUUUAAUUAUAUAUACAUAUUUGGCAUGGUAAUUUCUACUGGUAUUUUUUGUAAUAGAAAUCUCUCAUCAUCUUUUUUUGUU